Molecule: messenger RNA, 926 nt
Organism: Ctenocephalides felis (cat flea)
Lineage: Eukaryota; Metazoa; Arthropoda; Insecta; Siphonaptera; Pulicidae
Product: RWD domain-containing protein 4
Exons: 3
Coding region: 56-682 (208 amino acids)
Molecular function (GO): protein binding
Source: RefSeq, a predicted model, not a curated record
GUGCGUUUUGACAAUUUGACAUUUCUCGUUGUUAGAAAUAAGUUUUAUUUAGUUGAUGCUUAAAUUUUUUUUAAUAAAUAGUAGGUGUUCAAAUAAAUAUAAAAUGUCUGAAUUGGAAUUGCAGGAAGAGGAACGCGAAGUUUUGGCUUCUAUAUAUGAUGGUGAUAAUAGUUUUAAACAAGUUUCACCUACCACUUAUCAAUAUAAAUAUGGAGAAAUUGAAGAGAAAUCUUUUUUACUAGAAAUUAUAUGGGGACCUAAUUAUCCGACUGAGCCGCCAACUUUCAAUUUAGAUACAUUUUAUAAUAGAAACAUAUUGCAAUCAAUCAAGAAUUCAGUUCUCGAAUUGGUGACAGAAGAAUCUCAACAAUGGCUAGGUUGCGCAAUGACUUACACAAUAUUUGAAGCUCUGAAAGAAAAGAUACACGAGUUGCUAGAAAAACAGAGUGAAGCAAAUGACCCAAACGAGGUAACGGAAAUGGUACAAGAAGUUAAGAUUAGUGACAGUCUGGAUGAUGUUAAGAAGAACGUUGUCAAGAAAUCACAACUGACAAAAGCUCAAAAACGAAGGCAGUGGGAAAGGACUGAUGGCAAGGGGGAGAAGCCGAGAGGUUGGGAUUGGGUUGAUAUUGUUAAACACUUGUCACAGACUGGAUCGAAAGACGAUGGAGCUGUUUCAUAGUGGUAGAGUUUGUGAACAUUGAAUGUUAAAUUUGUUUUUAUUUAUCUAAUGCAAAUUGAAUGCAAGUGUGAUACUUGAUAUGUUCUUUUGUGCAUUUAUGAUGAUGUACGCACAUUAGAAUAACAUUACCGAAUACAUAUUUUAUUUAUUUAAUAUCUAUUUGAUAUAUAAAUAUAUCUAUCUAGUAAUGCAAGAGCAUGUUGUCUAUUAGAACGUUUGAAGGACUAUGGAUAGAUUUGUUAAA